CAGCGGCGCUCCCCUCUUUGUUGUUAGUGAUGACAUGAAAAUAUUGUUGUUGCUGCUGGUCGGAGGCUGCGGAGACUGAGCGGCGGAGACAGGCAGCAGGCAGGCGGCAGGCAGGACCGGGUCUGAGGGUUCAGAGGAGUCCAUCGAACACUGUUUGACUUUUUAGUUUGUUUUCGACCUUAUAGCAGCUGCGCGUGGCGAGGAAAGCGGUCAUGUCUGUGAAUAUGGACGAGCUGAGGCAUCAAGUCAUGAUCAACCAGUUUGUUUUGACGGCGGGCUGCGCCGCCGACCAGGCGAAGCAGCUCCUACAAGCGGCCCACUGGCAGUUCGAGACCGCCUUAAGCUCCUUCUUCCAGGAGGCCAACAUCCCGAGCCACCACCACCAGAUGAUGUGCACUCCCAGAAACACACCCGCCACGCCACCCAACUUCCCGGACGCCAUCACCAUGUUCUCCAAGCUGCGGGCGUCAGAGUGCGGCUCCAGCGGCGGCGGCGGCCCCUCCCAGGUGUCCAUGGCGUGCUCCCCGCCGGCCCCUUCCUCCACGUCAGGCUUCAGCUCCUUCUGGGCCUCCUCGCCGCCCAGCCACCAGCCGGCCUGGCUGCCCCCGUCAUCCCCCACCGGCCACCACAUGCACCACCAUCACUACCACCACCACAUGCAACAGACUCCCAUGUGGCCCCCCGUCUCUCAGCCCAGCGGCUCCCAGCAGCCCCCUGUUGUAUCGGCGCUCCACGGCCAGAGAUGAGACUGAGCGGCGGGCUGCGGGGGGGCAGGGCGGCUGGGUCAGUGUAGCCAAAUAAUCUGUUUGGGGGGAGGGGUGGGGGGUAGUCGAGGGUGGUGGGGGGGUUACAUGUAUGGAAUGAGAGGAAAUGGAAAAAGACAAAGACACUGCUGAUUUCCUCUUGUUUUUCUAAGUGAAGACGAGCCGUUCGGCUCUGCAGGAGACACUUUUCACUCCGUCUUCAUCUUCGUCAUCGAGCCGAGGAAGAACCGGCUCACUGAUGACACGCGUCACAGAGUCCGGGGAUAAAUGCAGAAACUUCUUUUUCAUCAUCAAUGCAAACAAGCCCAGGACCCGACAGAGCACUGAGGAUAGGAGCCAUGUGAUCUGUUCAAGUGAUCUUGUCUUUUUUAGAAACUCUGUCAGAACAGGAAGGCGACAAUAACCAGCAGAUAAACAAAAGGAACGGAGCUCAAAUCCCAAAUGUUCCACACGUCUGUUCUGUGGUUUGGAGGAGGUGGAGUUUGAUUUACAGCCUGCAGAACUGUGGCUGGUUGUGUGUGACGUUAACACCAGGUGAUCUGUUGGUUAAAACACUUCCUGCUGUUCUCAAACUGUUUCAGGAAUCUUCAACUGUCCAGAUGACAAAACGUUCUGCAUCGUUAAACACGUCAGUCUGUGAGAGAAGCGUCUGUUCGUUAGCAUGUCCUGAAGUGUUAGCGUAGCUGACCGACAGCAGCAGGAGUGUGAUUCACCAGCUGUGCUCUCUUAUCGCUGAUCUGAUUGGUUAAAGCCUGUGAUGUACAGGUGGUUCGUCCAAUCACCUGCCAAGUAUUUUUGACAGGGUCUCUCUCUUUUUUCAAACAGUUUGUAGCAGAUGGUUCUGUUCAGCACCUUCAGAACUGCAGGAAGUGUUUUUCUGGACGAGAGACAAACUGGUGUUCAGUCGGACGAUGUGUCGGAGAAACGGUGAAGAAAGAUGAGCGAUAAAGAAAUGUUGGUAAUGUUUGCAAUAAUUUGAUGAUUGGAAGACGGAGGGCUGCCACGUUUAUAUCGUAGUUUUGUUAGGAAUCAUUUAAAGCCGGAGCAGGAGUGUCGUUUUUUUUUUUUUAAAUGUUCCUGAUCGCUCCCGACUUCCUGUUAGUUUGAUAAUGAGCGGCAAGUUCUGUAAAUAAAACCUCAGCCAAAAGAUUUCAGUCACGCUGACGAUGAACUACAGAAAAGCACACGAAUCUGAUCGGAGAAUAUUUUGUUGAUGUUUCUGUCCGUCUGUGAGGGUCGGAGGCCGACUCAGUGAUUUUCCACACAACCUUUCAGACGCUCAACCACUCCUACCUCUGUCUGUCUGAAUGGGAGAGGCCCCUCGUGCUCUGAAUGUAUCCACACACAGGCAGGAUCAGACGGAUUGAACAAGUACAAACUGCUGCUGAAAGAAUUCAGUCCAGAGUCUUAAACGAUUGAACCUCGACGAGACUCCGCUCACAGGAUCUCGUGUUCGUCACAAAGAUUCACCUGUAGGUUAGCGUCAAAAAACAGAAAGUCACCUUCACUUCACGAGAGAGAGAAAGUUGUUAUUGUCGCCGUCAGGGAGUGACGACGCCGAGAUGAAAAACAGGUUUUUCUUCACAGCUUCACACAGACAAUCAACUGUUUCUGAUUUUCUUGUUUCUUUUCACGCCUGCUCACGUUUACUGCAGGUUUGUCUGUUUGUCUCGGGGAGGUUCGGCUUCACUCACAGCUGUUUCCCUUCAUCAAUAACGUUUGAUUAGAUUUUAACACCUGAUGCAGAAAUGAAUCAAAUGAACUGACGUAAAGGAAAAAUCCGUCCUAUAAAACAGCUUUUAAUGAGGCGUGUUUCAUCCCCACGCUUGUUGUCACGUUCUUGUCGGAGUCUUCCACAUUUCUGGUUCUGGUGCGAGUUCAGAAACACCCUGAAUGUGAGACAGAUUGACAUUUUUAGUCUUUCUGAUCUGUUGCAGGUGUUUUUGACUCAUUUUUUCACAGUUUGAGACUCAGUUUGCAGACUUGAAGAUGUUUUGAAUCAUCUGAUCCAUCACAGUGAACAUUAUCAGGAUCAAGUGUUGAAAGUCUCACCUCGGCGCUUCGACCUGCGAUUCUUUUCUUUUCAUUAUGAUCGUCGUGUGGUCUGUAAACGUCGGCUUGUCUUCAGGUUCCAGAAUGAACCUGAACACACUGUUUGGUAUCUUGUAGAAAAAAGUAAAAACUGCAGGAUCUUCACAUUUUUAAGAUGAAACCUUUAAAUGUUUUAAGACUUUUAUACUCUUUUACUCUUCAAAACUGACUUUACAUCGUCUAUUAAUCAGUUAUUAGAAUAUUUGAUAAUAAUGGAUGGAAUGUAUUGUACAUUUACUCGAGUGCUGGAAAUUAAGUGCAAUUUUUUGACACUUGUACUUGAGUAUUUUAGUUUGAUGCUACUUUUUACUUCUACUGCACCACAUUUUACAGGAAAUAUUUUACUUUCCAUUCAGACACUAUGAGCUGCUUUCAAAAUCUGAUCAAUUAUAAUUUAUUUAAAAGUAACAUUUUAAAUAUCAACCCAAUGAGCAGAAUAUCUGUUGGCUUUGUACGUUACGGCAACGGACAGAUACGUAGUGACAACUUUGUGCUAAUCGUCUGGUCUCAACAGUAAAACCACGUGGUUUUUGUCAGGAAAUCUUCAUGUUUUGGGUUUAAAUUCAGGGUUCUGUCUCUGUAAACCCACCUGGAAAAUGUCCUGACAGCAGACGUGUGAUGGAUCGCACUGUUAGCCGUCCGCAAAUUGAUUUUUAUCGCUGGCUGAAGUGAAUGUAGGUCGACAAACACAAAGUACAGAGAAAUUCAAAUCUGGCUGUUUCUGUGUCUUUUUAUAACAACUUUAUCUUUGUUCUGUCGAAGCUCCACGAGCUAAAAACAAACUGGUUUUCCAUUUUUUAAAAUGGAGGCUGAAAUAAAAUGCUGCCAGCACUCGACCAAUCAGAAAUGUUCAGGGCUUCCUGUACUUUGGGAAGUUCAAUCCUCCAAGCAGGGGUUUGUUGAGGAAUAAGAGAGUUAAUUCAGACCCUUGUUCCUGUGGUGGAGGUCCUCCAAAGCUUCCUCGUGCCUGCAGUGGACACGUGACUUCAUCCGUUAUUAUUUCUAAUUAGCAGCAUGGUUCUUUUGAAGCAGACGUUCAGACCUGAGGGCGGAUUUUUCCUUUAAAUCAAAACGCUGCAGCUGUUUGUGGACAAGUUGAGGCACACGUCUGCAAUGUGUUGAACUGCCUGGUUGGUUUGGUGACGGGAUGUGUUGAUGAUGGACGAGCAGCAGCUUUGUGUCGGAGCUUCCUGCAGAGGCAGCUGAUGUGUCCCAGCCGCCCCGACGUCAACAGGCUGAUGUCCUCUCUAAGACACUUUACCUCCCAGUCAACUCUUAUUUUGCCCUCACCAAGUGGACGAUGGUAUUUUUUGUCAGAUAUUCACUCUGUUCUAAUCCAUGGCUCUUUUCUAGAGAUUUCUCUCAAGUACCUUGUGUUCAUUUCCUCUGUUGAAAUUUGUAUUUAUAUGUUUAAUAAAACAAGGUAUGAUCUGCUA
Messenger RNA from Acanthopagrus latus (yellowfin seabream), 4291 nucleotides. It is a transcript of the gene ubald2, whose product is annotated as UBA-like domain containing 2. The coding region runs from base 213 to 746 and encodes 177 amino acids. Lineage: Eukaryota; Metazoa; Chordata; Actinopteri; Spariformes; Sparidae. Gene Ontology annotation, molecular function: protein binding. The record is from RefSeq and is a predicted model, not a curated record. The transcript is spliced from 3 exons.